AACGCGCAUGCGUAGAACACGUACUCCGAUCUGCGGGCUUCGUUUGGCUGUGUCGGGAGGUUUAGACCACCGUAGCUGCCAGGGGGGAGCGAGUAGCUAAGCGGCGGAGACGACGGGGCACCUCAGCGCCGCCUCGAAAUGGGGCAACAGUUCCAGUAUGAUGACAGUGGCAACACGUUCUUCUAUUUUCUUACGUCCUUCGUCGGGCUUAUUGUUAUCCCAGCCACCUAUUACCUCUGGCCCCGGGAUCAAAAUGCGGAGCAACUGCGUUUGAAGUCCCUGAGGAGGGUGCAUGGAAGGUGCCUCUGGUAUCGCUUGCGAUUGAUAAAAUCGCAACAGAGCAUCAUUCCCCUAUUAAAAAAAGCUGCCUUGCUCUUUGGAUGGGCAGUGUUUCUCUUCCUUGCCUACAAGGUUUCAAAACUAGACAGGGAAUACCAAGAAUACAAUCCAUACGAGGUUCUCAAUCUCGAUCCGGGUGUGUCCAUUGCAGAGAUCAAGAAGCAGUACCGUCUGCUGUCUCUGAAGUACCACCCCGACAAACGAGGAGAUGAGGCCACAUUCAUGAAGAUUUCCAAGGCCUACUUGGCAUUAACUGAUGAGGAAUCUCGCCGAAAUUGGGAGAAUCAUGGCAACCCAGAUGGCCCAAGAGCCACGAGCUUUGGCAUCGCGCUGCCCGCUUGGAUCGUGGACCAGAAGAACUCCAUGCUGGUGUUGCUUGUCUACGGCUUGGCCUUCAUGGUCAUCCUACCUGUUGUGGUGGGAACUUGGUGGUAUCGAUCCAUACGGUACAGCGGCGAUCAGAUCCUCAUCAACACCACUCAGCUCUUCAUGCAUUUUAUGUACAAAACUCCCAAUAUGAACAUGAAGAGACUGACGAUGGUGUUGACUGCUGCUUUUGAGUUCGACCCACGCAGCAACAAGGAGGCCACGAUCAGACCCACGGACAACAUAGAAGUGCCACAGCUGAUCCGUGAGCUGGGCAACAUCAACGUGAAGAAGAAGGAGCCGCCGUUCUGCUACCCGUACAGCCUGAAGGCCCGAGUGCUGCUGCUGUCUCACCUCGCCCGUAUGGAGGUUUCCGAGGACAUCGAGGAAGAUCGACAAUUUGUGGUGAGAAAAAGCCCAGCGCUGCUCCAGGAGAUGGUGAACGUGGGCUGUCAACUCACAAUGAUGGCUAACAGCCGCGGAGGGUUCCACGCUCCCCGGCUGAUAUCCAUAGAGAACUGCAUGAAGCUGAGCCAAAUGGUGAUUCAGGGCCUCCAGGAGACCAAGUCACCUCUGCUCCAGCUCCCUCACUUCGAGGAAGAGCAUCUCCGCUACUGCAUCUCCAAGAAGUAUAAGGUGAGGAGCAUCCAAGACCUGGUGAGCCUGAAGGACUCGGAUCGCAGGAGCAUGCUUCGCUUUCUGGGCGAGGAGAAAUACGACGAGGUCAUGGGUGUGCUGGGCAGCUUCCCGCAUAUCACCAUGGAUACCAAGCUGCAAGUGCUUGAUGACGAAGACAGCAAUAAUAUCACAGCUGGGUCCAUAGUAACAGUCACUGUAACACUGACCAGGAAAAGAAUGGCGGAGGUGUUUGAGAAGGAGCAAGAUCCACAGUGUACCGGGGAGGAGCAGCCUGCCGAGGAAGUGCAGGGUGAUGCCAGCAAGGCCAAGACUAAGGUUUGGCAGAACAAGAAUAAAGGGCCCAAGAAGGCAGCCAAGUCCAAAAAGAAGAAGCUGAUAAAGAAGAAGCCCAUCGUCCAGCAGGCUAAGGCCGAGAAGCAGAAGCAGGCCAAUGGGAAUGUCGCCGGAAAUGAGGUCACUCCCACGCUGAAAGAGGACGAGGAUAACGCCUCUGAUAGAGGCAGUGACUCGGACGAAGCCGAAGCCAACAAGGACACUCCCAGCGAGCGGGACGAGGAGAGCGACAAGCAGAGUGACACAGAGGUGGAUGAGAUCGCAGCCGAUGAUGAAGAGGAAUGGAAAGCUUUGCAGCAAAGCAUUCAGCGCAGAGACCGGGCUCUCCUGGAAACCAAGUCCAAGAUCACGCAUCCUGUGUACAACCUGUACUUCCCUGAGGAGAAGCAGGAGUGGUGGUGGCUGUACAUCGCGGACAGGAAGGACCAGACGCUGGUAUCCAUGCCUUAUCAUGUCUGCACACUCAAAGACAGCGAGGAGGUGGAACUGAAAUUCCCAGCCCCAUCCAAAACUGGAAACUAUCAGUAUUCUGUAAUUCUGCGAUCAGACUCCUACCUGGGCUUGGAUCAGAUAAAGCCGUUGAAGCUGGAGGUCCUAGAGGCAAAACAGGUACUGGACAACCACCCGCAGUGGGACAUCCCGGAGACGGAGGAGGAAGAGGAGGACCAGGAGGACAGCGAUGGCAUAGAGGAGAGUGAGGACGAGGAGGAGGACAACGACUAGCUUCCAGCAGCAUGGAUUCACACUUCUCCACCACCACCCCCUGGCAGCCACUGAGGAGAAACCGACUGGUUUUCAGAGGUCCAAACUGACCUCUCCCACCUAUUCUCUGUUUUUUUUUUUUUUUACAAAAUAAAAAAGUGAAACACUUUAAAAUCCAGGCCACAGUUGGUCUGAAAGUCUUGCUUAUUAGAUUUGUCAGGAGCUUUAGGGUGCGACACUAUUGCAGAAUCCCCCCCCCCCCAUA
Messenger RNA from Brienomyrus brachyistius, 2644 nucleotides. RefSeq names its product SEC63 homolog, protein translocation regulator (gene sec63). Lineage: Eukaryota; Metazoa; Chordata; Actinopteri; Osteoglossiformes; Mormyridae. The transcript is spliced from 21 exons. Gene Ontology annotation, biological process: SRP-dependent cotranslational protein targeting to membrane; post-translational protein targeting to endoplasmic reticulum membrane. Bases 139 to 2400 code for a protein of 753 amino acids. The record is from RefSeq and is a predicted model, not a curated record. Gene Ontology annotation, molecular function: transmembrane protein transporter activity; RNA binding. Gene Ontology annotation, cellular component: Sec62/Sec63 complex.